Molecule: messenger RNA, 1928 nt
Organism: Scleropages formosus (Asian bonytongue)
Lineage: Eukaryota; Metazoa; Chordata; Actinopteri; Osteoglossiformes; Osteoglossidae
Product: signal-transducing adaptor protein 1-like
Exons: 11
Biological process (GO): cell surface receptor protein tyrosine kinase signaling pathway; positive regulation of B cell receptor signaling pathway
Molecular function (GO): signaling adaptor activity; protein kinase binding
Source: RefSeq, a predicted model, not a curated record
UCGCCCGCCGCCGCGCCGGUCCGGCCACACCCUCGUUCUCUGAAGCUCCUCCUCCUUAACGUGACGACAAAGGGGCGUGUCUACGGCAAGAGGCGGAGCACAAAUCGGGCUCCGCGAGUCAUCAGCAAGAGGAGGGAAAAAAUCACAGCUCUGCCCCUGUACCACUGUGGCCAUUUGCUGAAGAAAUUCCCUGGAGAGAAGGACUUCCACGGUUUCUUUGGAGAGUUGCGAGGAUCCACCAUCUUUCUCUAUUCAGAUGACAAGCAAGACAUGUACUCAGAGAAAAUAGAGCUUUGCAACUUGAAGGCGAUUGUCAUGGAAAACCCGGGGAUCAAAGUUGGGCCCGCAGUCUACACUCUGAUGCUGCUCAACGAGCAAGUGCAGCUGAAGAUUGACAGCCUGGACACCGGGGAAGAGUGGAAGGGGUUCAUCAUGACCGUCGCAAACCUUAAAAUCCCCAGUAAACUUCAGCUGCUCCCAGGUCAAAUGCUGAAGCUGGAGGAGACCCUUGAGAUGGAACGUAAGAGGACCGCAGCGCAGCCCCCGUCGGUUCCCUGGGAAACCAGCGACCUCCAAACCCAGGACCCCAGCAACAUCUAUGAUGACGUCAUUUCCAGCAUCCCUUCCAGGGUCUUCUUCGUGUCCCGGCAGGAGGCCAAACGCAUGCUGGAGGAGCAUCCCGACUACGGCAGCAUCAUCCUGCGUCCGGCGACGGAUAAUGUAAACUACGCCAUCACACUAAGGCAGAUGAUGCCCAGCGGCCCGGUUACGAAGCACUUCAAGGUGCGCUCCGAAGCAUCCGGGUUCGUCAUUGAGCUGGACAGUCCGGUGACUGUGCCAACCCUUAGUGCCGUCCUGGAGUACUUUGUGGAACAUAUUCCAGGGAAUCUUCGGCCAUAUGUCGAUCCCAAGCCCUACGAAACACGAAUAGAUCUGUGCCCACCGGCGAUGCCCCCGGAGCGGGGCCCUGUUCCUGCGAAGCCAGCUGCAAAACCGAAGGUCACCCCACGCGCCAGGGUCGUACCCAUGAUCCGCAGCCCGCAGCCUGCGACGGCAGGACCGCCCCUUCCCCCAAAGCCCCCGAUGGAACAGGAAAAAGAGAACGAGUACAUAGAACCAGACCACCCUGGCAAAGAGAUGUCUUUUAAGGAUGAGCUGGACCAGACCCUGAGGAAGAGGAGGGAACAGCUGUACUCAGCCAGCAAGAGCAUGGAGCACUGUAGUCUGUCAAAUAGCGGACCCGCGUCCGGCCCAGCGGUAUAGUAUUCCAGCCAUCGGCUCACUAAGAGCAUUUCUGUCGUCGUGUCACAUCAUUUUUGCACGAUGAUGCGAUCUUGUUUAGCAACUCAUCAAAGUCUGAUUUAAAUCGAAGCUAUAAUGAAACAUCCGGUACGCCGUAAGAAAUCUGUGCUGAAAGAAGAUGGAAAAUUAUUAUGUAUACAUUAAGCUGAUGCUCUUCUCCAAAGUAGCUUGCAGUGUGUUUUAUGAGCAUGUAUACUCAGCUACUUACACUAAUUUACUCAUUUAUAGAGCUGGGUUAUUUUUACUGUACCAAUUCAUGGUUAGUACCACAUCUGAGGGUACUGCAGCAGGACGUGAGAUUCAAAUCUGAGUCUUUUGAUGGGUAUUUGUGGGCAUGGAUGCGCCUCUAACAUGCAAAAUCUGAAAAUAAUAAGAGGGUUUUUGGAAAUAGUAGUUAAAAGUGCAGAAGAACAUCAGUUUGCUCAGGCUUUUAACAAUCCUUUCACACUGUAAUGUGCUUUAAGAGAAUACAGCAAUAUCAUUUUUGUCAAGUGCAGUUUCUCUGUGAAAGGCUGGUAGCGUUGUACAUAACUUAGUUUCAGCACAUGUGGAGAGAUGUUUUAUUUUGUUUUAACCAAAAUGUGUUUUAAUCUGGGGCACGAGGCAAUAAAUUUGUUCAUAUAUAA